AUGUCGCUAAUACAGCUGUCGCGACUGAUCGACUUACCCGACUCGGACCUACAACAAGUCAUUGAAUACGCCCAGACGCUCUCCAAGCCGGAAGCAGCAGAGCACUUCAAAAACCUACUGGGCGACUCGCCACAAGCAAUUGAGUUCAUCUCGAGCUUCAACUCGCGCCGCAAAGACCCCAAAGCUCCAGCGGCAUCAUCCUCAUCAUCCGUGUCUCAGUCGCAAAGCUACGCAAGUGCAAGUGGAAUCGAUGCCGUUCCCAAGCCCCAGCGUACAACGAAGCAGAAGAAGCAGCGCGCGCUACACACCCCAGCCCCGCGACAAGUCGUCAAUAUCGGGCCCACUCCUGGCACUACAUACAGCAAGAAGAACGUUGAGGACGAUUACAUCUCGACUCGGUCCUCAUCCGGCGCCGCUAGCCCUGCUCCAAGACCUGGAGGGUCCAGGCAGCCCCCGGUCAAAUCUGCGACUCCUCCACCGCCAAAGCCACCGCCGUCUGCUGCUGGGUCGCUCAUAUCCGAUUUACUUCCAGUCCCGAAGCAGCAAAAAUCAAAAUCGACACCAGGCAGCCGGUCGUCAACGCCCGGGCCGGCUUCCAAGGGAGGAAAUGCCACCAAGGUGUCUAUAGCUGGCGGGACGCCUAUGCACGGCGCAUCAACAGCCGUCGCCGACCUUGAUGCUGCGAUACGUGCGCUCGAGAUCAGCACCAAUCCUACCAAGGCAGGCAACAGUACCACUGAUGAUAUUGAGGCUCGGCGGUGCAACUGCGUCGCCACGAGGCAUCCGCUUCAGGGCGCGGCGCCAAACUGCCUUAGCUGCGGGAAAGUCAUUUGCUUGAAGGAGGGACUUGGGCCGUGCACUUUCUGCGGCACGCCGUUGCUGUCGUCACGGGAGGUGCAGGCCAUGAUUAGGGAACUGAGGGAUGAGCUGGGCAAGGAGAAGCAGGCAGCGAACCGGGCGGCCAAUAAAAAAGCCGAGGUAUCGACCACUCCACGGCCAUUUUCAAAGCCAAGGGAGGCAUUUGGCCCGCGGCCUGGUGAGGACCCUUCGGCGGCAAUAUCAGCCGCCGAGGCAAAAGCAAGGGAGCAUCGCGAUAAGCUACUCAACUUCCAGGCCCAAAACGCACGACGGACGACGGUUCGUGAUGAGGCCAGCGAUUUUGAUGUUACAAUGACGGGCAGCAUGUGGGCAAGUCCUGAAGACCGAGCCAAGGAGCUCAAGAGACAGCAGAAACUGAUGCGUGAGAUGGAAUGGAAUGCUCGACCCGACUAUGAGAAGCGCAAGCAGGUUCUCAGUAUCGAUUUGGUCGGCGGCAAAAUCGUCAAGAAGAUGGUUGCUGCAGAGAGACCACCAAGUCCAGACCCUUCAGAAGAUGCCUCUGCUGCUCAGGAUUUUUCAGCGUUGGGAGAGACUGAUGGGAAUAGGGUCUCUGGGGGAGGAGCCUUCAGUAAGAAUCCUCUGUUGCAGGGCCUGAUUAAGCCAGUUUAUGAUCUCAAAGGCAAGGGUGCAGAACUGGAAGGAAGAAAAGAUAGGAAAUCCCGUUGGAGAAGGGUCCAAGAUGACCUCGACGAUAACGAGAAUGUUAUUUUGGAUGGAGGAAUUCAUGGUGGCUCAACAGUGGCAGCUUCAACUAGGGAUGAGCCAAACUGCGGAUAG
Pyricularia grisea is the source of this 1656-nucleotide messenger RNA. RefSeq lists its product as uncharacterized. The record is from RefSeq and is a predicted model, not a curated record. The transcript has a single exon. Gene Ontology annotation, biological process: regulation of DNA-templated transcription. NCBI's taxonomy places the organism in Eukaryota, Fungi, Ascomycota, Sordariomycetes, Magnaporthales, Pyriculariaceae. Gene Ontology annotation, molecular function: zinc ion binding. Gene Ontology annotation, cellular component: nucleus. The coding region runs from base 1 to 1656 and encodes 551 amino acids.